AUGAACAAAAAGAUGCAAUGUCCAAACACCUACCUGCUGUCCUGGCUCGCUCUGAGCGACUUAAGUUUUGGAUUCAUCGCCGAAACAAACAUCUAUUUAUUAGUAAAUGGCGCCAAAGGCCGUCUGUAUGGAACAUAUAUGUUUCACACUUUGCAUUCGAUUCUAAUCUUGACUCUGCUUUCGAUCGAAAGAUACCUUGCGAUUUUAAAGCCAUUUUACUACAAAGCUAAGGUUACCAAAUCUCUCGUAGCAAAACUCCUGUGGAUAAUUUUGGCCUUCACUGCAGUCGUUACUGCACCAGGUUACUAUCUAUUGGGAAACAGUUAUAACAUGCUGGAAGUUUGUGCAAAAUCGAAGUUAGACGAAAUUGCCACUAUAGGUUAUUUAGCCGCGCUUCUGGUGAUCUCGAUAACAGUUCCUGGCAUUGUCAUGUGUUCUUGCUACACCAGAAUAAUAAAACAUGUCUGGUUUAGCGACGAGGCCAAAAAUGCAAAGAACAAAGCCCUUUUGAGAUCUCGGUGGAAAUUGACCAAGAUUUUCAUAGCUGCGACAAUAGUUUUCGCCGUUAGUUGGUCGCCAUCUUUUGGAAAGCUUUCUGCCAAAAGCUUUCGGUGCAGCGAACGUUUUGUACUUUACGAAGCAAUCUAUAUUUUGUUAGCGCUGUUAGGAUCCACGGCUAAUCCCAUAAUGUAUUCGUUUCGUUGUUCAGGAUUCAGACAAGCGGUGAAGGAGUUGUUCAGCAAAAAGUGCUGCAGAAAACAUCGUAUCAACUCAAGAAAAUCAAUGCUAAACAGUGUAACAGGCAGGAGACCGCGUUGUGACCAAGUAAGGCAAAGUGACGUGAUACUUCUUAGUGUUCGAAAGGCAUAG
Molecule: messenger RNA, 870 nt
Organism: Pocillopora meandrina
Lineage: Eukaryota; Metazoa; Cnidaria; Anthozoa; Scleractinia; Pocilloporidae
Source: the annotation of a GenBank genome assembly